CGCGCCAGAGAGCGGGCGGGAGGACGCUAUGGAACAGAGGUUAGCAGAGUUUCGGGAGGCCCGCAAACGGGCGGGGCUGGUAAGCCAGCCCUCCACGGCCAGCCAGGGCGAGCAGACCUCAGCAGCGAAGGCGGAGCCAGCGGCGGCGACCCCAAAGACAGCCACUGGCUGGCUGCGACGCUUCCUGAAGCGGAAAGCAAGCCCUGCCGUUAUGCGGGCCCGGUCCAACCAGGCUCAGGAAGAAGCUCAGCAGCCUCCACAGAGCGCGGCGGUCCCUCUGCCUUCAUCUCGACACCAGUCUCUCCUGACUAACAUCACCUUCUUGAAGGUUCUUCUCUGGUUGGUCCUGCUGGGUCUGUUUGUAGAACUGGAAUUUGGCCUGGCUUAUUUUGUCCUGUCUAUGUUUUACUGGAUGUAUGUAGGGACUCGGGGUCCCGAGGAGAAGAAAGAGGGGGAGAAGAGCGCCUAUUCUGUGUUCAACCCUGGGUGUGAAGCCAUCCAGGGCACCCUGACUGCAGAGCAGCUGGAGCGGGAGUUACAGCUCAGGCCCCCGCUGGGGAGGUAGGACCUGCCUCAGCUGGUCUUUGUAGCCUUGAACAUGGACUCUGGAGAACAUACUCUUUUCCCUUCAUCUGCUGCAGUUUCAUUUUUGGACUCCUCUUGAUUUAGGUGAAGUUUUCUAAAAGAUAUUCACUGUGGGACUGGUGCAUUUAUAAAAGCCAUAUAAGAAGGAAGUUGGUUUGUCUCAUUACUGGAGAGUGGUCAUAAUGGCAUGUUACAGAUGCAUUGCGUGAUCCUCUGGUUUACCCAGUGAUUUGAUGGAUGAGCAGGCACAUUGGGGCUCUGUAUUACACCCAAGUACCCUUUUUAAGUAUUUUAAUAUUUGCUUAUAGCCAUAUUCCAGGUCAUCCAGGUGGACUGGUCUCAAUUUUUUGUUUUUA
This is a messenger RNA of Microtus ochrogaster (prairie vole), 941 nucleotides long. It is a transcript of the gene Saysd1, whose product is annotated as SAYSVFN motif domain containing 1. NCBI's taxonomy places the organism in Eukaryota, Metazoa, Chordata, Mammalia, Rodentia, Cricetidae. The record is from RefSeq and is a predicted model, not a curated record.